AUGAUGAUUGCACUUCUGCUACGCGAUUUACACAACGCCCAUGAGGUCGCCGUUCAACGAGAUCCCCAACCAUCGCAUCGAAGAUCCAUCACUACUGCUAUGCCUCCCAAAUCCAUCAACUCUAGUAUUCUCUACGUUGGACUAAUACCCUUUGACUGGGACGAGGAGACGGUCAAGUCCGUUGUAUUUGGCUCGGGAAACAUUGUAGAUGUGAGACUUGGGUUCGACUACGAAGGGAAGAAUAAAGGGUUCUGCUUUGUUGAGUACCAGACGACGCGCGAUGCCCAGCGGGCCGCGCCACUUCUAAGCUCGAUAUUGAUCUAUCAGCCCAAUGGUUCAAGUAAGAAAUUGAAGAUUGAAGGUUCGAAAGAAGGCCACCGGUCGAGCGCCGCUGAGGUGAAGCGGUUGAUGAAUAUAAGUCGGACCAAAUUGCCCCUGAAUGUGAGGUUGCCGCCUGAGAUGGUGAGUGGCAACGGUAGGCUCAGCUCGCCCAUGCCUCAUACUCCGCAGCAGCAACAACAGCGGAUGAUGACGCCGCCGCAGCAGAUGGGAGUGGGGCCAAACCAGCAGAUGCCCACCAGGCUAACGCAGGCGUCGCGCAAUCUCCCACAGGCGGCUCACUUGCCUUUUGCUAAAUCGGAUAAGAUCAAUGAGAACUUGAGCAAAUUGACGCCGCCGGAGAUGAUUGAAGUAUUGUCGAAUGUCAAGAACUUCACCAUGUCGGAUCCGGGGAGGGCCCAGAUGAUCUUGCAGUCGAAUCCAGAGUUGGCGAUCGCGGCGGCGCAAGCGCUCUUGUUGAUGGGGUUUGUCGACAGCGAGGUCAUUACCGAGGCGGGCAAAUCCACUCCUCAGCCUCAGAGUCAAACGUUAUACAAUCAACAACAACCACCACCACCACCACCACAACAACAAGCGGGAUCAUACUACAAUGGUGGAUAUGGACAGCAGUACCCACCUCAACCAACCCAAGUUCCCACCGGGCCCGGGGCAGGGUCGAGGUACCCCAAUUUACCUGUUGUAGCGCAACAGCGUCUUCUGAGUUUUCCUCCCGCGCAAGCUGAUCUUUAUGCCAAGUACUUGUCGAUGACGCCGGAUGAGUUUCUAGGAUUAGCCGAGCAGGCAAAGAUCCAGAUCCAGGUGAUUAGAGAACAAUUCGGUCUACCUAGGUUGUAA
Messenger RNA from Lodderomyces beijingensis, 1173 nucleotides. The record is from the annotation of a GenBank genome assembly. Lineage: Eukaryota; Fungi; Ascomycota; Pichiomycetes; Serinales; Debaryomycetaceae.